This is a messenger RNA of Struthio camelus australis, 1470 nucleotides long. The record is from RefSeq and is a predicted model, not a curated record. Lineage: Eukaryota; Metazoa; Chordata; Aves; Struthioniformes; Struthionidae.
AUGACCGCAGAGAGCGAUUUGAGGGAACAGCUGAAAGAGCUCACCAAGCAAUAUGAAAAGUCAGAAAACGAUCUCAAGGCCUUGCAGAGCGUCGGGCAGAUUGUUGGUGAGGUUCUUAAGCAGCUAACAGAAGAGAAAUUCAUUGUGAAGGCUACAAAUGGACCAAGAUAUGUGGUUGGCUGUCGUCGUCAGCUUGACAAAAGUAAGCUGAAGCCUGGGACGAGAGUUGCUCUGGAUAUGACCACUCUGACUAUUAUGAGAUACUUGCCAAGGGAAGUGGAUCCGCUGGUUUAUAAUAUGUCUCAUGAAGAUCCAGGGGAUGUUUCAUAUUCCGAGAUUGGAGGGUUGUCAGAACAAAUCAGAGAGCUGAGAGAGGUAAUAGAAUUACCACUUACAAACCCAGAAUUAUUCCAGCGUGUGGGAAUUAUACCUCCAAAAGGCUGCUUGCUGUAUGGCCCCCCUGGUACAGGAAAGACGCUGUUGGCCAGAGCUGUUGCUAGCCAGCUUGACUGCAAUUUCCUAAAGGUGGUGUCUAGUUCUAUAGUGGAUAAGUACAUUGGCGAAAGUGCUCGACUGAUCAGAGAGAUGUUCAAUUAUGCCAGAGAUCAUCAGCCAUGUAUCAUUUUCAUGGAUGAGAUAGAUGCUAUUGGUGGUCGCCGUUUUUCUGAAGGCACUUCAGCUGAUAGGGAAAUUCAGAGGACUCUGAUGGAGUUAUUGAAUCAGAUGGAUGGAUUUGAUACUCUGCACAGAGUUAAAAUGAUCAUGGCUACUAACAGACCAGACACUUUGGAUCCUGCACUUCUGCGACCUGGAAGACUGGACAGAAAAAUCCAUAUUGAUCUACCGAAUGAACAAGCCAGAUUAGAUAUUUUGAAGAUUCAUGCAGGUCCUAUCACUAAACAUGGUGAAAUAGAUUAUGAAGCAAUUGUGAAGCUUUCAGAUGGCUUUAAUGGAGCAGACUUGAGAAAUGUUUGUACUGAAGCAGGUAUGUUUGCAAUCCGUGCUGAUCAUGACUUUGUAGUUCAGGAAGACUUCAUGAAAGCUGUUAGAAAAGUGGCUGAUUCUAAGAAGCUGGAGUCCAAGCUUGACUACAAACCUGUUUAAAUUAACCGUAUAAUCCAUGAUUAACUGCACAGGACGUACUGGGUUAAUAUAUAAAAAGAGAGAAAUAAUGUACCUCAUGGUUAUUAUCACAAGAUGUUUGUGUUACAUGUAGCUAGUGAUUUGAUAACACUAGGUGCAAGUUGGCUACAGAAGUGUUUUCUGUACAAUUCUGAAAUACAAUAUUCAUUGCAGCGCAGGUUAAGUAAAAUGUGUGGAGAUGUGUUCUCUUAGCAAUUACUGUGUGAAUCUGUAAAUGUGCCAGAAUGUGUUAGCAGACUUCAAGAAAGUCGGUUCAUUUCCUGACUUUUUUUAUAUCAAUUUUUCUUUCCUCCAAACAGUUGAAUAAAACUUGUUUAAAUCUGCUUA